Callorhinus ursinus (northern fur seal) is the source of this 5622-nucleotide messenger RNA. The record is from RefSeq and is a predicted model, not a curated record. Lineage: Eukaryota; Metazoa; Chordata; Mammalia; Carnivora; Otariidae.
AUGGAGGAAGGCGCCCAGGCCCCAGACUGGGACAGUGAUGAAACUGUGAUAGACGGGUCAGUGACGGAGAGCGACCUGGAUGACGAGGAGCUGCCCUGGAGAAGGUUGCUCUUUGAUCAAGACACAUCUCUUAGAUCUGAGUUCAGUCUCCAUCCUGGUAUAAGUGGAAUGUACAAAGGCACACCUUCUCCUGAGAUUCAGCUUGUGUUCAAAUUCAGAGAGGAUCCACAAGAGCAAAAGAGUAAAAAUAAGAUAAUGCCUCUUAGUGAGAAUGCAGUCUUACAGCAACCUCAAGAAGAAAUGGAACAAAAUGAAGCUCUGUUCCAGUAAAAUAAAAAAAGUUUUCCAAUGAUCACUAGGUCAUUUUCCCAGGCCGAACUUUCAGUGAACCACCAAAGCAUUCAAGGGCCUGAGGCUGAAAAUCCUGAAAUUUUGCCAAACCCAGAUAAGGAACUAAGCACAGACAGAGACUCUCCUGAAAUUAGCUUUCUCUCAGGUACUACUACUAAAGUAUCUGAUGUGGUGGUUGUAAAGGAGAAACCAUUACUAGAGCCAGAGAAGAUCUUAGCAGUACCAAACAACUUUUCUGAGUCUGGAAAGGAAGCCACAUUGGCCAUGAAUUCUGAAGAAACCAAGGAUGAAGAAAGUUCUCUUAAAACUUCUGUGUCUGCCUUAGAAAGGUUUCUCACAUCACCAGAAAUCACUCAGGAGGAAAGGCUGUUGGAAAUAAUGAGUGAUUUUGAACCUAAAGAGUUGGCCAACCCAUUGAGCAACUCUCCAAGUUCCAUAUCAGUAUCUUUGACACGUCACAAAGAUUUACUAGAAAACACAAAGGAUGAUGCAUUGCCAACUGAAUUGUUAGCAGUCCUAAACACAUUAUCAGAGGGCAACGUGGGACCCAUCUGUCAUGGAGAAGAGGGAGGCAGAAGUCUCAGGGCUGGAAAUGAAUAUUCUGGAGUGGAGCCCAAGAAGUCUCAGACCACUGAAGAUUGUUCACAAAUAGCAGAGACUCUAGAAGAUCCAAGUCCAUCUGGGCUGCAAACUUUGGUUCAUCAAAAUGUCACCUCUUGUGAUCCACUAAAUAAUAAGGGAAAUUCAAAUUCGGUAGAAAAUAAGUCUGACCAGGAACCUCCAUGUGUGUUAAGGAGAUCGUCCAGACUGAAAGCAGGCAGAGAUGAAAAGCACACAGAUGACAAGUAUAAGAUGCCAAAAAAGAUUUUAUCAAAGAUACUUGUCAGUGAGAAUCAAACAAAUAAUAACUCUUCAACUAAGAAUUUCAGAAUGCAGGAUCCUGCUUUAAUGAUUAAAGGUAAAGGGAAGAAUAUGCAUUCAACCAGACUCAAAAGUGGAGAACAGAUGGAGAGAAACAAAAAACUUGCUGGAAAAAAUGAAAAAAUGAAGAGGAAUAAAGUAUCUCUAUCUAGCAUUAACCGUAGAAACAUUUUUGGAGAGAACUUACUGUAUCAGGCUGCUCUGCAUAAUGACAUUGAUCUUGUUCAUCAUUAUAUAAUGAAAGGGGGAAAUGUUAAUCAGCCAAGUUAUGCUGGUUGGACAGCACUUCAUGAAGCUAGUGUAGGAGGAUUUUAUCAGACAGCAAGUGAAUUAUUAAAAGGUGGAGCAGAUGUAAAUAUCAAAGGAAUGUACCAGAUCACUCCCCUACAUGAUGCUGUGAUAAAUGGACAUUACAAGGUGGCAGAGUUACUUCUUUUGAAUGGGGCCGAUCCGUUACUUAGAAAUGACAGUGGAAAGUGUCCUUUGGAUGAGGCCAAAGAUUCAUGUAUGAAGCGUCUCCUUGAGAAAUAUAUUCCUAAACACCAAAAACAUCUUCUUACAUCAGCUCAAAAGAACAGCACCGACCCAUUAGACAUAGAGGAUGCACGCCAGCACAAGAAACCACAAUUCAGUUCUAAAAAUCUCAUUGGGUUUGUUUGUGAUGAACAUUCCAACAGACAGAAGUCAGAACUUGGAAAAGUUGAUAAAGGAAGUAAAGAAGGUUUAUUUAUAAAUAAAGAAGAUGUGUAUGAACCUUACCAAAAAGAUUCCAGAGACACAAAAUUUGGUAAAUCCAAGCAUAAGCAAUCAACUCUUAACCAAACACACUCCACUAAGGGACUCAGAAAGAAGAGUCUUCAGAAUGUCAAAGGUCCUAACACAAAUGUGUCUAAUGAUAAAGGAAGAAGAAACACACAACAUAAAAGAACUCAAGCGGAUGAUGCAAAACAAGAAAUAUGCAUUCCAAGAAAGAUAAUAGCUCUUUCUUCUUUUAGAAGAAGAAACAGAUUGGUUAAUAGUCAGCAAGAUAAUCUCCAAGCCUUUGAUGAUCUUCCAGAAAAGUCACAUAAACUUUUUAGCCCACCUCUGUCAAGCCUGAAAAAUGGAUUAGGUAACAAUAUUGAGGCUUGUUCAGUUCCCAGAGAGACACAUACCCAGAGCCUAGAUUUAUCAGAUAAUCAAGAAAUAAAAUUCUUAGAAUCCACUGACCAACAGGAAGCUGUUCUUUUCUCAGGACUUUCCUUACAGAAAGAGAUCAAGUUACCACUUGUUACCACAGAUCAGCAGCCUCAUACUCACCAAGAACAGCAGCACAUUAGCCCUUAUAAAUCUCCUGAAAACGGUAACUCAGGUCAAAAAGGUGAGAGCCUUAAUAAGUGGGAACAUUCUUUUGCAUCCUUUAUAAAGGAAAAUUUUAAUAACAUUGAUGAUGAUGAUUGCUUUACUUCUGAGAAGACUAUAGCAUGUAAAAGACUGGUAUGUUUUACAGGUUGCAAAAACCACUGUAAUUAUAAUGAGAAUAUAACAAAUAGAGAAGAAAUGGAUUUUCUUCAGUUUUUCCCUUCUGAAAACCAUUUUUCACAGGAAAAUGAAUUAAAAGCAUGCAGGUUAAUCAUACUUCCACAACAGGAAGCUGUUGAUCUUUCUGAUUCAGAUAAUACAAUGGGUCCUGAACAACAUAUUGCAAAUUAUGAACAAUGUGCAUGUGAAACUUCUUUUGAUCACUCACAUGGCAAUCCUGAGCAUACUUCCCUAGCUUGUCCAAGAACAUUUUCAACACAGGAAGCUUCAAAGUUGACUAGUCAUGUGAAGCUAUUCAAAAGGUCUCAAGAUUUUAGCUCCAGAGCACCAACUCCUUUAAUGGAUCAAACAGAUACACAUAUUGUGGAAAAGGUAAAUGAGGGAGAAGACACUAAAAGGAAUUACAAUGAUGAAAGCCAGAAAACAAGUUCUUCAAAUGGGCCUUCAUCCACAGUUGUUAAUUCUCAAGUAAUAGAAACAACUACAGUUAAAAAAAGGAAACAAGAUCUUCCAGAGAGCAAAACCAUACAUGAUAUAGUUUUUUAUUCCACUGACAAUACCAGUAAAGAAUUGGCCAACAUCUCACAACUUAGACAGAAAGAAAAGAAGGAAAUUUCUCAUAAACCAGAAGUAAAAACAGCUGGGAUCAAUAAGAGGAAUGCCAGAGGGGAAAGCCAACUUCAUUUGGCUGCCAGAAGAGGAAAUUUGACUCUGUUGAAGGCUCUAAUAGAAUCUGGAGCAGAUGUGAAUCUAAAAGAUAAUGCAGGUUGGACACCACUUCAUGAGGCAUCUAGUGAGGGAUCUAAUGAUAUAAUUGUAGAGUUGUUAAAAGCUGGUGCUAAUGUUAAUUGUGAAAAUCUAGAUGGGAUUAAUCCCCUACAUGAUGCUGCUGCCAACGAUCAUUUAAAGGCAGCUGAGAUUCUACUACAACAUGGAGCAAACCCAAAUCAAAAGAAUCAAAAGCAGAAGACUGCUUUGGAUGAAGCAGAUAAUGAAAAAAUGAAAGAGCUGCUGAAAUCUUAUGGUGCAGUUGAAACUGAUGAUAGAGAUGAAAGUAAUGUUACAGACACUGUCAAAAUUCCUGCUGUCCGACCAAAAAGACUUAAACGGUGUUUUUGUGAUGACUGCAAAACUGUUGAUCCACCUUCUCUUUCACACAGAGAAAAAACAAGAGAAAGCCAUCCUGUGCAUCAGACCAUCAGUGCUAUUCUACAAGAUAUAGAAGAAAAACAAGAAAAUUUACUAGAAUUUGAAAUAAGAACCCCUGAAGAUGCAGAACAAUACAUUGAAAAGAUGUUAGAGAUAAAAGAGGUUAUGGAUAAUGUGCUUGCCAAACAGAAAGCAGAAAGGGAUGAUCUGGCUAAAAAAUACAGGGUGUCCAUAGAAUCAUUUAAGCAAGGAGUCCUGAGAGAACAACUGGCUAACUUGGCCACAAGACAGAAGAACCUUUUAGUUGUGGCAAAAAAACAGAAAAAAAUUAGCCAGAAAAUUCAAAACUAUAAAAACAUUACAUCUUUGUCUGAUCCUAGUUUGAGGAAGCUGCCAUCCAGCUCAGAAAUCUCUAGUGAAAAGGAAAGCCAAGAGCUUACCAGUCUGGAAAAUUCAUUGCAGCCCCAAUCAGGUUCACUUUCUCCUGUAGGCCUUAUUUGUGGAAGCAUGCAAGAAACACAGUUGUCUCUGGAAAUGUGGAAUGACAGCCAAAAUACCAACACUUGUGUAAACUCAGAAACAGUGAGAAGAGAAGAAUUUUCUGGAAAUGAACUGAAUUCUAAACAAAAUGUCAAUGACUGUACCUUGGAUGGGUUAUCAAAAUCCAGACAUUCAGAGGGCAGUAAGAAGAUUAAAUUACCAUCCCAACCUGUUGCCUUUAUUGCUCAAGCAGAACAUUUGCAAAAAGAAAAUGAUCUUAUAGAAACUCCAGCCGAAGGGCACAAAUCCUAUAGUAGUCCUUCAGCAGUAACUAGUACAUUCAAUAUUUCAGAGACUACAAGCAUACUUGCUGAAAAUGAUGCCCAUCCAUCGACUUUUAUUUGUGAUCAGGCUCCUACCAGUUGUGAUCCAAAAAGAAGAAAGAGGAAAAUAGCUUCCCAGCAACAACAUAGGGGGACAUUAGAAUCCCUGGCACAUCAAGGGACUGAUGUCUUAGGCAGCAGCAGUACUGGGCAUCAGACAAAAUCAUAUCUUAAAAAAUCAGCUUUUGCUGUUCCCCAUGCUAAUGACAGUCAGAACUCUUCCUCUGUGUGUGGCCAUCAACGUAUGAUAAAAAAGCCUUUAAACCACAGCACUAGGAAGAAAUGUAUGCAGAUAAAGGAUCUGAUAUUACUCGGAAGAAUUAACCCAGGAAAUAACAUUCUGGAAUUCAAAACACAGGAGACUACUCACAAAGCCAGUGUUUUACUGAGUGGUAAAAUUAAGGUAGAAAAUGGUCAGAUUUAUCAAAAUCCAGUCACCUGGCUCAAGGAUCUUCUAGGAGGCGACAGUUACGUGACUUGGAAUUAUGCUUGGAGUAAGGUGACAUAUCUGGGGAAGGAGCUUUUAAAGUAUGUUUCUGAGGAAGUAGUCAUACCCACAGAGCCAUCCGUGGUGCCUCAGCAACAUCAACCUUGUCUUCCAGAUAUGCCUUGUUUAGAUGACCCAGUACAGGAACCAAAUGGGUAUUGGAACAAAAUGAAAUUUGGACAUGGAACUUCCAGAGAGUCAAUGCAAAGCAUCCCACAUUAUCUACAAAUAAAUGAAGUACUAUUAAUCAGCGAUCAAGAAUUUCUCCCAUGCCAUAUAAUGGAUCAGCAUUGGAAGUUCUAUGUGGAAUGUGAAGAGCUAACAUUCUAA